AUGCCAGACUUGGGAGUACAGAGGAAGCUCUUUGAUUUCUAUGAUGACAGUGAUGAAACAUCUGCCGCGAUCUACAACCAGAUAGUUACCAAGCUGGAGGAAAACGGACUGGGACUAGACAUGAUAUCUGCGUAUUCCGCUGACAAUGCUAGUGUGAAUUACGGGAGAUACAACUCUGUCUUCCAGAAACUGAAAGAGAACAACAAUUGCAUUUUGAAGGCAAACUGUGUGGCCCACAUCGUUCACAACAGUGCAAAACACGCAGGAGAUCGGCUACAUAUCGACAUCGAAAAUGUCGUCAACAAGACCUUUAGCCACUUCUCCUCAUCUGCCAAACGCAUUGAGGAACUUAAAUCAAUUCACACCUUUGUGGAGACAGAGUACCAGUCCCUGCUUAGACAUGUGCCCACAAGAUGGCUGAGCUUGUGGCCUGCAGUGAAGAGGCUUCACGACAGCUGGGCUCCUAUCAAAACCUACUUUCUCUCUUUGGGAGAAGACGAGUGCCCAAAGUCACUAUGGCGGCUGUUCAAGGAUGACCAGGAUGGUGAGGGCAACCCCCUUGAUCUACAGGUUUACCUGUCCUUCCUCAGCAAUGCGCUGAAGAAUUUCUACGACACUGUGCUGGUGCUGGAGCGAGAAGAUGGGACUGUCUGUGAGCUCUACGAUAUGAUGUUCACCCUAAAAACCAAGCUACAGCAACGACAGAGUGAUGGUUUCUUUGGGGCCCAGACGGAUGUACUCCUCCAGCAGUUUCCAGACAGACAGGCAGCUGUGCUCAGAGAGGACAUGUGCAACUUCUACCAGUCCUCCCUCACCUACCUGGAGCAGCGCUAUGACUUCUCAGACUCCAACUACCAGAAGAAAUUGGCUAGCCUGGCACUAAAGAAAAGCCCAUUUAACUUCUCCCAUCUCUCUGGACAUGGAUGCGCUAUAUGA
Molecule: messenger RNA, 936 nt
Organism: Fundulus heteroclitus (mummichog)
Lineage: Eukaryota; Metazoa; Chordata; Actinopteri; Cyprinodontiformes; Fundulidae
Exons: 3
Coding region: 1-936 (311 amino acids)
Source: RefSeq, a predicted model, not a curated record